GGCGGAGGCGAGGGGCAGCAGUUUGCACCCAAACACAAGGGUCUGCAGACCGAGCUCACCACACCACCUGAAGCUCCUCACCACCACCAUCAACCACCACCACCACCACCAACCAGGCAUCACCGUCCGUCUCUGCUCGCCUCUUUCUCUCCCUCCCCAAGCCAUGGAGUACAAAGGCUUGGCCAGCUGCUCGCUCUGCCGCUUCACAUUCAGGACAACACGGACGGCGGCUGUGGGCUGCACCGCCGCACGGCCCCUGACGCUGCUGGCUCCGUUGCUGCUGAUGCUGCUGCUGGGGGCAGGAAACUCGCGCCCCGUGCGCGCCUCCGAGACGCUGUGCGGCUCCGAGCUCGUCGAUGCCCUCCAGUUCGUGUGCGGGGACCGCGGAUUCUACUUCGUGCGGCACCCAUCUUCACGCUCGCACGGCCGACCCAAGAAGGGCAUCGUGGAAGAAUGCUGCUUCAGCAAAUGUGACCUGCGCCUUCUCGAGAUGUACUGCGCCAAGCCCGCCAAGUCUGAGCGGGACGUCCGUCCACCUUCAUUCAAGGACUUAUUCAAGAAGUCAAUGACCAACAAGUACUCGAACCACGCGGCGUGGCCCGAGAAGAGCCACGAGUACGGCAAGGUGCUCCCGCGCUCCCUGCCGGCGCCGAGCGAGUUGCGGGCCCUGCGGGAGGCGAAACGCAACCGGCAGCUCGUCACCACGCACCGGCCGCUGGUGCCGCGCCAGGCCAGACCGGCACGCGCGCGGUAGAUGGAGGGCGGCGGCCCGCGGUCGGCGGCGGCGGUGGCGGGGUGGGGGGAGGAGCCGCCCCGGGAGGGCCUUCGUCCAUGGGCAAGGCCGACGCCAGUCGCACUCUCUCCGGGCCAAGAUGCGACUUGCCACUAAGGACUCAACGAUUGGAAACUUGAAAACGGCUCGAAGUGGAGGGGGGGGGGGGCCGUUUGGCCCUGAGAGUGGAAGCGAGGACAGACUCCAGCACAGGCGUGCGAACGGUGCAUCUCAUGUUGUGAGAGGGGCUGAGGGCAUGUCUCAUCUGUGAAAUUUGACAUUGCUGUUAAAAAAAAAGGGAAUGACUUGAUAAAAGGCCUCUAGGUCUUUUAACUCUGCACUAAGCAGCACUGUCGAAAAAAAACAAAUUAUUACGUUCAAUAGAUGUGUGUUUAAAUGCUUUUUGCAUUAUUAUUAUUUAAUUGUGCUUUGUGUACUUGCACUAUUAACAGACACUUAGAUCAAAUAAACCUUUAGCAUUGCUAUAGCAUCACUGGCAGACUGCUCCAUCCAAUUAUUACAAGCUUCUGCUAAUUUGCGUCCUUACAUUUGUUUUUUUCCCUUUCUACCUUAUACAGUAUAUAAGAAAGAACAAUGUAUUUUCUGUAAGUAUAAAACGACACUAUGCUAUGAAUUUGUAAUGAUCGCUGCGUCGUAUUGAACAUGGUGCUACUUUUGCUUGAAACGUGGAGCGUGAGGAAACAACCACAGACAGCAGCAAGCAGCACGGGGAGAACCGGCCGGCAUGACGUCAUCACUCACGUCGUCAUCACUCACGUCGUCGUCACUCACGUCACUCACGGCGUCGUCACUCACGUGACUCACGUCGCUCACGUCACUCACGGCAUCAUCACUCACGUCGCUCACGUCACUCA
This is a messenger RNA of Petromyzon marinus (sea lamprey), 1647 nucleotides long. RefSeq names its product insulin-like growth factor 2. Gene Ontology annotation, cellular component: extracellular region. Gene Ontology annotation, biological process: positive regulation of transcription by RNA polymerase II; regulation of muscle cell differentiation; positive regulation of activated T cell proliferation. Gene Ontology annotation, molecular function: insulin-like growth factor receptor binding; growth factor activity; hormone activity. NCBI's taxonomy places the organism in Eukaryota, Metazoa, Chordata, Hyperoartia, Petromyzontiformes, Petromyzontidae. The record is from RefSeq and is a predicted model, not a curated record.